CCUGGAAAUUCUGAGAAUGGUAAGUGUGACCACAGGCGUCCGUUCCCUUGGAAAGGCACGAUGACAGCUCCUAUCAAUAUAAACUGCACCAACGGCAAGAAGCAGAACGUAGACAUCCGCAGCCAUGCACCCGGACAGCUCCUACCACAAAUGGGACAACUCUGAUCAGGUGGAACUGACGGUGCAGGGAGCGAGCAGAGUACCUGGGAGAGGCGGUAAAGCUCUUUGCCUCUCCAAGUUUGCCCAAGGAAAGGCCAAAGUGAUCCUGUACGUCCUGCUGGCGAUUUGCAUUGCAGUGGCCACCGCUCUCAUCGUGGUGAACCUUGGGAAAUUGUCCAAGGGUCUUGCCGAAGCCCAGGUGGAUAGAGACACUAUAAGAAGAGAUGCCAAGAGAAAUCUGUCACAUCACCAGGACUAUCUAGAGUUGAAGAUGUCCAAAGAAUUCAACGUGUUUAACAGUCGACUUCUUAAUAUGUCCAAUGAGCUGGCUGGGGUUAGGCUGGGGAUCGAGGAGAUCCAAGCUGAUCACAUGAAAGACCAAUCACAUCUCCAGGACGCCAUAGAGAUAAGGAACCUAACGCACAGUAUGCCGAAGGAGCGGGCUGAGGUGAGAAGGGACCAUGACAGACUCCAGGAGGUCUUGAGCAGGAUGCAGGACGAGUUACGGAACAUCACAGAGAUAAGGAACCUAACGCACAGUAUGUCGAAGGAGCUGGCUGAGGUGAGAAGGGACCAUGACAGACUCCAGGAGGUCUUGAGCAGGGUGCAGGACGAGUUAUGGAACAUCACAGAAGUCAUCUGCACAAAAUGUCCACCUGGCUGGCAGCAUUUUGAGAAAAAAUGCUACUUCUUUUCAACAUCAACUAAGUCCUGGUCGGAUGCUAAGCAGUUCUGUACCAAUGAAGGCUCUGACCUGGUUAUCGUUAACACCAAACAGGAACAGAGGUUUUUGUCAAACCAAAUCAUGGAGCCUGACGUGUACUGGCUGGGCCUCAGCGACUCAGCAGAGGAAGGGGAGUGGCGCUGGGUGGACGGCAGCCCCCUGUCUGUCAGGUUCUGGGCAUCUGGAGAACCCAACAAUGUUGGGCAGCAAGGGGAGGACUGUGGCAGCUUCCGCUUCAACGGGAAGUGGAAUGAUGCCACCUGCUCUUUGACUGAGCACUGGAUCUGCGAACGGCAGUGCUAGCUGAGUUCCUGCAUCCACAGCGGGGAGGUCAGGUGUCACACAGACUGCCCCACGUGGGACUGCUCUGGAGCGUUCAUCUCUCUAAAUCAGUGAUUCUCAGCUGCAGGAGGCUCUUUAAUGUCUCUCCUGCAGCUAUUUGCAGCACAUGCUAUUAAAACACUGUGAUUUAAUUAUUAACCAUCCUAAAUUAUUAACCAAUCUGGAUGGUUUCACUAUGUUAUUAACCCAUUAAGUUAUCAGCCUGAACUAAGCUACUAACUUAUUUGCUGUGAGAAUAAUAGAUAUAGAUAAACUAAAUAUUUCCCAUCAUAAUGUUUAAAUAUGAAUAGUACUAUAGUAAAUGAAACAAUGAAUUCACCCUACUGUGGCUCUUUUGCUUAACGGUGAUGGCUAAUUUGGCUCCUGAGCCGCUGAGGUCCAUGUAUCACUGGUCUACAUGCUGGGCGGCUAUUGCAGCAAGUGGAGCUAUGGGACAGGAUCAUGGAAAGCAGAGGUGGAGAAGCUGACUGGCACUGGACCGUCUAAUCCAUUUCCCUCCCAUACUGGGGCCCAGGGCAGAGUUGUUCCCUUCAGGGCUCUAGCAUUAAAUGUGGCUCCUGCCCUUCCCCCAAGAAGAAGCAAUUCCCAGCCUGGUAGAUCUCAUUGCCAGGCUGUUCUUCCUGACACUGGGCCAGAGUCUGAUCUCAGGUGAACUGCUGUGAAUGCAGAGGCUGAACUGGCUUCAGGGGAGUCACUCUGAACUGACAUCAGUGUGAGUGAGAUCAGAAAUGAGGCCGUUCAUCCUCAAACGUCCUUUUCUUAAUUCCAUCCCAUUGCUCCUGGCUCUGCCUCCGAGUGUCUCUGCUGAGAGGAAGGAUGAUCUGAUGUGUAAGGCACAGCACUGGCACCUGGGUUCAGUUCCAGCUCUGCCACUGACUCCUUCACCUGUCUGGGCCUCUGUUUUCUUCUCUUUAGAAUGGAUAUAAUAACCCUUCCUGUGUCUCUCUUGUCUAUUGAGCCAGUGAGCUCUGUGGGGCAGGGACUAUCACAUUGUGUGUCAGCGCCGCACCCAGCACAAUGGGGCUGUGAUCUCUUCCGGGGCUGAUAGCUGCUCCUAUAAGUGCUCCCAAAUCACCUAUUUGCAUCUUUAGGGGGCUGUUCUGCCGAUAGACGCAGGCACUCGGUUCCCAUUGAAGGCAGUGGAGUUGCUUGUGUCUAGAAGUGCAGAGUUUGGUUCUUUAUCUUAUACCCCUGACUAAAU
This is a messenger RNA of Mauremys reevesii (Reeves's turtle), 2426 nucleotides long. Its product is annotated as CD209 antigen-like protein C. The record is from RefSeq and is a predicted model, not a curated record. Bases 125 to 1186 code for a protein of 353 amino acids. The transcript is spliced from 10 exons. NCBI's taxonomy places the organism in Eukaryota, Metazoa, Chordata, Testudines, Geoemydidae.